This is a messenger RNA of Seminavis robusta, 4078 nucleotides long. Lineage: Eukaryota; Bacillariophyta; Bacillariophyceae; Naviculales; Naviculaceae. The record is from the annotation of a GenBank genome assembly.
CCAAUUAAUUCAAGCUGUCUCUGGACGCAGUAAUGAGAAAGAACCAAUGACAAUCCGAAAAGUGCCCAUUGACAGCGAAUCACUUUUAUCUAGCUAGUAGUACGCUGUAUCUCAGCUUGCUGAUUGAGGAUAGAAGACGCGUUUGUUCGAGGCGUUAGAUAGAUGGAAGCAGGAGCUGCCACAGACGCAAACAUCAAUGCAGCAAGAACGUGGAAGAAUCAUUGAAUAUCAAUCAAAUUCUGGCCCUCAAAUUCAGCAUUUUCUACCGCCAGAGAAAGAAAAAGAACAUGCUGCUGAAUUUCAUUUUCACAUUCAACUCCUUCCGCACAACAAAAUAAUAAAUGAGCAACCGAGAGAUCCGCGUCCUCAAUGUGGCGGAAAAGCCCAGCGUGGCUCGAGCUUUGGCAGGAGUGUUUAGUGGGAUGCAAGGCAGUCGACAACACGGAGGACCGAGACGAGAGGCGGCACAGAUUUUCGAGCAUCACAACGUUCGCUUUCCAGAGAUUUUUCGCCAAGGAAAUGGACAGCGAAGCAAUGCGCCUAUCAAAGCGCACACAAUGAUCACAACAUCAGUUCGCGGGCAUUUGUCCAAUCGCGAUUUUCCGGAUGGCUUUGGCUGGAGUGCCUGUGAUCCUGGGGAAUUGUUUCAUGCUCCAUUGGAAAUUUCCUACAAGGGAGACAUGAAUGCACUGCAACGAAUGUUGGGAAAUUUGGCACGGAAUUGUCAGGCUGUGAUUCUGUGGCUGGAUUGUGAUCGGGAGGGAGAAGCGAUUGCUGAUGAAGUGAGGACAGUUUGUCUAGAAAAGAAUCAACGACUUAGCCCGCACAUGUUCCGUCCCAAAUUCUCUACAGUGCUGCCAGGCGAAAUUCAAAGGGCCCUUCAAUCGCUGGGAAGAGUCAACGAAAAUUUUGUGGAUGCUGUCAACGCCAGAAGUGAGCUGGAUUUGAGGGUAGGGGCGGCAUUCUCUCGCUUUCAAACUCUUCGACUCCAGAAAAAGUUUUCGGGGUUUUCUGAACAAGUUGUCUCCUAUGGCCCCUGCCAAUUUCCUACGCUGGGUUUCAUUGUCGAGAGGUGGGCUCGCAUGGAAACCUUUGUUUCUGAAAAAUUCUGGUCCAUAGAGCUCCGUAUUACCGUGCCGGUCCCAGGCGCUGACAAUGAUCAAAACGUCAAUCCACAACCAGGGCGGACAAGAUCCAUAGAAUUCACCUGGAAGAGAGGUCGUUUAUAUGACCGACUCAUGACACUUGUGCUCUACGAGUCCUGUAUGGAUGCCAGAGAUCAGGCUACUGUCAUUGAUCUGAGGGGCACCCAGAAAAAGAAAUGGCGACCCGUACCCUUGUCGACAGUGGAACUGCAGAAACGAGCUUCCCGAUUCCUGCGCAUUGGCAGUGAGACACUCAUGGCGGCGGCGGAGAGCCUUUACAAUAACGGCUACAUUAGCUAUCCGCGUACCGAAACAGAGGUCUUUCGACAAGAGUUUCAACACAGGCCCCUGAUCCAAGAUCUUGCCGGCAAUGGCGGAGAAUUCCGGCAGUAUGCAUCCAAAUUGCUCUCGAACAAUGGCCAACACUUUCAAAAUCCUAGGGCCGGACGAAACGACGACAAGGCGCAUCCUCCCAUUACGCCUUGCAAAGCUGUGGAUCCCGCAACUAUCCCGGAUACGACGCAACGCAGCAUUUACAAACUGAUCGUCCAACACUAUCUUGCAUGCUGUUCCAAGGACGCCGUUGGAAAGGAGACUCAACUCAUUGUCCGCAUUGGCACGGAGGAUUUUACAGCCAAAGGGCUGAUGAUUGUGGAACGCAAUUGGCUCGAGGUCUACCACCCUCAUGAACGGUGGUCAACGCAGCAAGGAGAACUUCCAGAACUUGAAAUAGGAAGCCGCAUUGUACCUUCUACGUUGACCAUGAAGGAAGGAGAGACGACUCCUCCCCAGCCCUUGACGGAAGCAGAGCUCAUUGCGCUCAUGGAUCGUCACGGUAUUGGGACCGAUGCGACCAUUGCGGCGCACAUCACUACAAUUCAGGAACGCCAGUAUGCCACGAAAGACGCUGGUCAGCGGUUCUUGCCGUCGCCGCUCGGCAUUGCCCUCGUUGAAGGAUACAACAGCAUGGGAUAUCAGCUGAACAAACCGGAUUUACGACGCGAGGUCGAGGCCGAAUGCAACCAAGUUGCUGCAGGGACCAAGCAAAAGGCGGAAAUUAUGAAUCGGAUCCUGGAGAAAAUGCGUCAGAUAUUCAUGGCAGCUCGUGCGGAAGCCACCAAACUUGAUGCUGCCGUGGGGCGUCGUUUCUCGCGUGUUGGGGUCGGGAACCAGGCUUCACAGGUUGUGAAGCAGCAGUUCAGUCUCUGUGGUACCUGCAGUUCCAUGAUGAGUCUGAAGCAGGAGAAUAGCAACAAUCAUCAAAACAACAACAAUAACAACCGUAACAACAAUCGUGUAACGCGAAGACCCCUGUUGUUGUAUUGCCAGACAUGCUCCGAAGGGUUUCGGCUUCCGGUUCGAGGGAAAGUGGUGCCGAAGAGGCAGGGGGAGAAUGGAGGUCCACCGUUCAAAUGCCCCAUCUGUUCGUAUCAAGUCAUCGACAUACAGAAAGGAGAGGGAUACGACGGAAACGGUUACUCCAUGUGCCCCAAGUGCUACCAUGAUCCUCCAAUCGAACACGGUGGUAUCUCGAAUGAUAGCGGCUUUCGCUGCUUCCAAUGCACCCACCCUACGUGUUCACUGGCUGCCGGAACAUCAGGAUCUGGGAUAGAUGUUUUCCCUUGUCCAUUCUGCUCCCAAGCCAGCCGACAGAACAAUCAGAAUGCUGUCGGACAAGUAAGGCUGAAAUCAACACAACGAGGUUCGACAAUGCUCUCCUGCAGCAACUACUCCAAAACUCCAAAAUGCACGUACGUUAUUUGGUUGCCCAACGCAGCGUCUAAAGUCGAAGUGGAGGAGGCUUCUUGCGCUUCGUGUUCAACCAAUGGGAGAUCGGUCCGCAAGCUGAAGUUCACAUGGAAGUCGGGAAGUGUUCCUCCUCCGUACGACAGGGAAACGAUUGCUUGCGUUUUGUGUGAUGCUUGUUUUCGGCAAGAUUUUGACUUCUCUCUGCCGCAAGUCCGCCCCAACCAGAGAGGGGGGACCGGUCAACGCGGGGGACCAGGAAGGGGUCAUGGCCGCGGUCGUGGUGGUCGAGGUGGGCGUCGCACCAACAGCCGUGGCUCCGGGAGGUGAAGUGGUUGGCUACAGGUCAAUACUUUAUCGGAAAAUGAAUUACAUGCAGAACGACGCGGGACGAUUGAAUAUACACUGCAAAGGAGUGGAAUGAAGUGAAUGGCAACGAGCGGCUAGACCAUACCGGUAGCAUCAAAUCUACGACAAGACCUGUGGAGCCUUUUCCCUGCCCCGUACCGCUACCGUACGGUACCGGUAUGGAGGUUGGAUCGAAUUUCACUUUUGUACUGGCACCGGAUACUGCAUCUUACUUACUUUUACUCUGGUAGUUGCACGACCCCAAACUUGCAGCUUGCAGCGCCAGUCAGUCCUACCACUAUACCAAUGCAUGAGUGCGAACUAGAUUCUGUCGCUGCAUGGGUUGACUUUCAUGUCAGUCCAUUGAACGCACGUUCCAGGUUGCAUCGUAAACCAAGGGGAUAUCAUUCCGUGCGGUACUCUAACUACUACCGAGCAAUUCGGAGGAAUUUCCCUUGCAUUGCUGUCGUUUUCACGGAAUGGGACUCGUAACAAUCGCUACAUUAGGUAUAUCCCCCCUCGUACAAAUGCAUGCUCGGAAGACUUCCGCGUAUGCAAGCUGCUUGCAAGAGUAUCUUCUAAGCUCUUUCGUCCUCCAAAAAGAUUGCUUUAGACAUUGCAUUGGCUCCCGCAGAGAGGGUCGUGUAGACACUUUUCCUUUGUUGAUUCUUGCGGAAGACGACGAAAGAGCUCGCUUCGAGCAACGAUUGAGGAAGCUGCGCACGCAACUGCUCGAAGAUGUGUCCAAAGCUCCGACAAUGACGUCGUCUGGUUAUCGAAGCAAUAGUUUGCCAAAUUCGUCCAUUAAUUAAUUCAAUUCAAAACGAUUAAAAAAGGGU